Messenger RNA from Daktulosphaira vitifoliae (grape phylloxera), 5024 nucleotides. RefSeq lists its product as uncharacterized. The coding region runs from base 766 to 2862 and encodes 698 amino acids. Lineage: Eukaryota; Metazoa; Arthropoda; Insecta; Hemiptera; Phylloxeridae. The transcript is spliced from 5 exons. Gene Ontology annotation, molecular function: zinc ion binding; nucleic acid binding. The record is from RefSeq and is a predicted model, not a curated record.
UACAGUGUCAGUGUGAUCGGGCUCUACGGGGCUACGAAACGUCGGCACGAGCGCAGUGUCCCUAGCUCGGGGAAUCGGGCGCGUCCUCAGGUUGCGGAUAGAGGAACGGCCUGCAGAUAUGCAGGUUAGCCGCGAAAUAAGAAGUCCAUUCAUUUGGACUGACGAAUAAGCGGUCGCGGACAAUGAGCUCCUCGUUCGCUCGUUAACCCUGCAGAUAUGUAGGGUAACCGUGAUAUAAGCCACAUUAAAGUGGACGAAUAAGCGGUAGCGAUCGAGGGUAAUUUCACAACGGGCGGGUGGGCCCGAUAGCCUGGUAAGGUGACCACCUAGGUGAAGGUAACACCGAAAACAAAUCCCCUGGCGGCAGGUAAAACGCACGGAAGGACACCCUCAAAACCAAAUAUGGAAGGACACCAGGAUAAAAAAACUGUUACGGUGCCAGGAGUUUCGGAGACUCCAGGACCGGCUGGGGAGAGUGCUAACGCAGGCUUGACCCGGUCGUUAUCCAGCGACUGCGGAAAAACCGUUGGACUGUUGAGGCAGGGUCCAGGGGGCGUUCGCGCCCAAGUUACUGCUGGAGGAUGUGGGGAGCAGGCAUCCUCCGGUGUCCUUAGGGACACCGAGGUUACUGCCGGAAGUGUAGAUCUCAACCGCGAUGUGGUAGAUGAGUGGUCGGGCAUCAGGGGUCGUUUCUGUAACGACAUCCCUAUGUCCCGCUCUGAAUUUGACAGAUAGUCAAACCUAGAGAACCUAGAAGGCGUACGGAUGGAGUGUUUUCCGCACGGGGGUUUCCGGUCGCCCGCAGACUUUCGCAGUUCGGUGACCUCCAUCCUCAGAAUGAUGAGAGAUGACCUCUCCGCCGGUGUAGGGUUUAGUCCCGAACGGGUUAUACCUUAUAACCCCUUUGAUGGGAUAGAGGAAGAGGAAGAAAGGGACAACCUUAUGUCUCGCUGCGUGUCGGCACUGAGGGGCGGUAGCGACACCGCGACCGACCGUGUCGUGCAAGCCGCCAAGCUCGCCCUCAGCGAGAUCUUGUCCCGGCACAAAAGUAACCCUACUCUUGUCGCCGCAGGCACGGGUCUUGGAGAUGCAGUGGACGCAUACGAGUAUGCCAGCUGGUUAGCCCAGAAGGAAAGUGCUUCGGGAAACUCACCCGUGGAGGGACCUAGUCUGCCCGAACUGGUGAGCGGUCCAAACACCGAUGAAGAUGAUGUGAUGCGUACUGGUCACGGACCAGGCGGGGAGGAAGCUGAGCCAUCGUUAGGAGAAGAAGGCACAUCGCAGAAACGGUCUCCAGCACUCAGCCACCUCCGGAUGGAGACGCCCCCAAAGCGUCAUCCAGGGAAGAGGAGGGCGGUGGUACGGGAAGACGAGAGUGAUGAUGAGGAGACGUUUGACGCUGGCCUCAACCACCUCGUCUCUCUCUCCAGAGCCGCGGAGGUAGAGGGAAGCCUCAUGAAGGACGUGCCAAAUACUCAUUUGGCAUUCCUUCUUGAGCAGAUAGCCCUGUCGUGCCAGGCUCUGACUGAGUUAAGAAGCUCAGCUGAACCACGCCGGAAAAGGAGGAAUGACACUGCGGAGGAAAUGACUGCGACUCCGACCAUGGUCAACGAAGUCGCCGACCAAGUCAGAGUACUCCGUGGUGUCAUCGACAAACGGAGAGGUAUGGGAGUCCAUAGAGAGGUCCAGGAAGCGACGAAGAAACUCGAAGCGGUACUGGAGGGAGAGAGGAGAAGGAAGCCGUCGUCAAGAGUUGGGGUCCAUCAGGCCCCACCCGAUGAAAGAGCCAUGCUGGGUCGGGUUGAGAAGGUACCCACCAAGGAAGCGGGAACACAAACGGAGCACCCCGAGGCUGCAGUGAGCGUCGGCGAACUGAGCACCGGAGUCGCUGCGUCGAAUACCCUUGGGGAGAGCGCACCGGACGGCGACCUGCCACCCACCGCCAAGGUGGUCAAACGGGUACGGAAACGCCGGCGUAAGAAGGCUAAUGGCAGGAACGAUGGUGAAGCGGGUGUCGCCCCACAAUCGCAGACUGCGGUUGCGGCGGGCGUCCCAGGCCUGCCGUCCCAGAACGUGGUAGCGCCUGCGGUGCCACCGCAAGAUACCUGGUCGGACGUGGUCCGCCAUAAGGCUCCUAACUGGUCGGCGAAACCUCAUCCAAACCCCGAACCUCCCGUCUCAGUGCGGAGACCCGUCAUAAAGGCGAAGGCCCCGCGGACCGAGGCCGUUGUUAUCGGUCCUCUUAAAGAGGACCAAAAAUAUUCGGUCGUGGUCAAGAGGGUGAUGGAAGGCGUCGAUCUUCAGGCGCUGGGCGUUGUGGUUUCCGGUACCCGCAGGACCAAGACGGGAGCGGUGCUCCUGGAGGUCACGGGAACCGGUGCCCAGGCCGACCUGCUGGCCGCCAAAGUCAGCGAGGCGUUGGACGGCAUGGACGUCCGCGUACAUAGCCCAGUGAUGUCCGCGGCGUUCAUGCUGUUAGACGUGGAAAAGUGGAUAGUGGAAGAGGACGUCGUAGGGGCGUUGACCACUAUCCUCUCGAAAGAAGGGGUUGGUGUGUCGGUCGGUGCGGUGUCAGUCCGACUUCAUGGUAGUGGUAAGGGCCGCUACACGUGGUGCGAGGUCUCCAUCAGGGCCUCGCAACCGCUGGUCGGACUGACACGACUCCGGGUGGGAUGGGGCACGUGCCGGAUCCGGGUCCCACAGGAUAAGGGACCACGCUGCUACAGGUGCCUCGAAAGGGGCCACGUGCAAACGGCCUGUAACGGCGUCGAUCGGACCGGCGCGUGUUUCACGUGCAGGGCAGCGGGCCACAGGGCGAGGGAUUGCCCCAAGAAGGUGGGAGGAAAGGAGAGGCCUACUUAGGGUAUCUCCCAUUCUCCUCACCGUUUGUGUAUGUUUCUAUGUGUUUGUGAAUUCUUUUAUGCCCACCCUUAGCUAAGUCCAACCCCCACCUCCACGUGGUGCGACCUGGGCAACGGAUACCACUCUAGGAUCCGGCUAACGGGGGAGGCAACGUCGUGUUGUGACUCAGCUCUUUUAGCAGUUUUAAUGCGACGUUGGGUGCCCUGAAGCAAUACCUCACGGUAGUUCCAGGGCCACAGCAUGCCGGCGGUGAAAAAAAAAAAAAAAAAGGUGGCCCGGGGCGAAAGGUCAGCCGCCCAAAAGGCGAAGCCUCCUCCUCCUCCAAAAUCAGCAUGGAAGGGUCCUUCUGCGGCCCAACUAAAGGCCAAGGUGCCCCGCAUGGAGGCGGUGGUGAUUGGGCCCCUGAAGGAGGGGCAACAGUACGCGGCCGUUAUGAUGUAGGCUACGGUUAUGAUGUGUGUUUGUGGGGGCGCCUCACUUGCGCCUCACUUAUAAUCUCCCCGGCGCCUCACUUAUAAUCUUCUCCGGCGCCUCACUUAUCAAAAUUAUUAGCGCCUCCCUUAUCAAAAUAAAAAAUCAAUUUGAUAACAAAUAAUAGCGCCUCACAACCUCCCACUUCAAAGAUGAUUGUAUUCUUCCCUCACUCCUGUUAUUUAAUAUUGGUAUAAAACACAAUCGCUCGUGAAAAUCAAUCGUAUUGUAUCUUCGUUUUCUUACUCGUAUGUGUAAUCAGUGAAGUAUAACAGCGUGAUAUUCAAGAUGAGCAUGAUGAAAAUGACAACUGGAGGAAAAGAUAUAAGAAUGAGUAUUCGGAAUCAACCUCAACCUGAGUUUUCUAUACUAGCAACGUCGGUCUUCAAUUUGAGUUUCGUCGAGCGAAAAUUUCUACACAUCGGUUGCACGUGGAUAAACGACCGAUACUCUCCCGUAAUGAUAAUAUUAUCUCCAAGUAUGUAUUUAUGGAUGGAUGUCGAUAAAUUUAUUAAUUUUUUACAAUUAAUCGAUGAAGUUAUUUCAUUUAUGGAUGAAUCGUGUAAAUCAAAAAUUUAUUUGAAUUCCGUUUUUAACAUUGUAAAAUCGAAAUGUUUCUCGAAAAGUUAUCUAUCAAUAUCGGGUAAAGGUAGCGAAGAAGAAAAAAUGGGGCGUAUAUCAUUGACUGAAGAAAAUCUAUAUGCGUUGAAAGAAAUGAAGUCAUGUCUCCUGGAAGUAACCAAAGAGAAAUAUGAAACAUGUAACUUAUUGUACAUACAAAGUAAAGAAUUUUACGAAAAAGUAAAGGAUUUGGUUAUAAACAAGUUUUUAGUAUUAUCCGAAAAUUUAAUGUAUUCCAUCGUGAAAAGUAUGGAUAUAUCGUUAUUGCCAAAGACAUCAACAGCACUGUACAAAGAAAUAGUUACCUUCGAUUAUAAAUGUAUCAUUAAACGUAUAUGGGAACAAUUCAUUGAGGAUUUCAAACAUCAAACCAAUCAGGAUGUUAAGCAGAUGACAAAUGAAAAUAUAAGUAAAAACGAUGACCAACAAGAUCAUUUGGAAAAUCACAACGAAAUAAUAAAUUCUAAAUAAUAUGAAAAGUGAACCACUGUCUCCACUACUUGGCGAAGAAGAAUUCGCAGAUAUAAUAAACGAGAUGAAAAUUGAACCACUUUCGCAAACAAUGUCUCAAGAAUUAUUACCAGAUUUUUGGAAUAUGGAUGAUUAUUAUAUUAAUAUAGUUAAUGAAAUAGAAAAUCCUGCAUCAUAUUCGAUGAUCGAUGCGGGGCAACAUCAAACUUGGUUAAAUGAAACACGAAUCAGUUAAUGGAAAUUGUCUUCAUCUCGGAACACAUCCAUGGUUGAAUUUUGAUACGGAAGAAGAUUUAUUAGACCUAAUAACACAGGGAACGUGGGUUGAUGAUGUAAAGACAUCAGAUUACCAAGAAAUGAUAAGUAAAAGACGUUAGGAGUUGGAAUAUUGAAUUUGACGACGAAGAAUGUGCUCGAGAGACAGAUGAAUUAUCACUAGCUGUAUUCAAAGAAUAUGAACAAAAACAUUGGAAAAAAAAAAAGUUAAAUAACUAUUUCAAUAACAAUAGUAAUAAAUAAAUUUAUAAAGAUAUUAAUAAUGUAUAAUAUUGUAAAUAAAUUUAAAUUUAAUCAUUAAAUGUAAAACAUAAAUAACUAAA